Messenger RNA from Amoebophrya sp. A120, 2406 nucleotides. The record is from the annotation of a GenBank genome assembly. Lineage: Eukaryota; Dinophyceae; Syndiniales; Amoebophryaceae.
AGCGUCUGGUAGUCUCAGCGAGAAGUAAACUUUUUGUCAGUCUUUUUGCCUCAUCCCGCCUCACCCAGCACAAAUAUUUCUGUUCCUCCAGGACCUCAUUUAUUCUGCAUCACGUAUCGGUGUCCGUUUCCGCAUUUGCACUCCGUGACCUUUUACCUAUGUGUGACGUUUUUUGCCCAACAAGAGAGUCUAAGUAAGUCUUCUAAGCUGUAGAUGUGGCCCUGGCCACCAUUAGCAGCUGCGUUCUUGGACCUUCCGUAAAACUACCCCCGUAGUUAGAUCAUCAUAGAGACUCUAAGUUACAGCAGGAGCAGCUGCACGACCAGAAAGUACGUAGCUCAUAACAACCCGCGCCACAUCAACACCUACUUCUUCGUCAAAAUGUCCUUCCUCCAGACGCUGGAGGACAUGAAGAAGUCCGGGGUUCCGGCCAGCUGGCGCCCCCUGAUCCAGAAGGACUACGUCUACGCCGUUUCCUGUUGGUUCUACGCGCUGAUCUACCUCUUCUGGAACGAUCCCGAGCUCAUCGCCCGCAAACUCCCCAUCAUGAACCACCUCGGCCUCUGCCAACUCGCCCCGUACUACUGGUUCCUCCAGGCCUGGGUCUCCUUCUGGUCGGACUAUUUGGAGCUCGCAAGGCCGAGCUGGAUAUCCUGUGCAAAAGUAUCGUACUCGUACAAGUGCAAGCUUAGCAUUACAAAUCUUGUUUCCACCGCAAAUCUGCAUUACAAAUUUUAUUUCUCAUGCUGAGGAAAUUUGCAAUGCAUUUAUACGAGUGCGAUACUUUUUGCACAGGAUACUGGAGCCACUUCGUCGACACGGUGUUUGCGGUGCUGGGGAGCUACUUGUACCUCUACGUGGCGUUGUUCGAGCGAGUUCUGGACCUGUUCAGCGGGUUUUGCGGGAUCAUGGGAGUGGUGCACGCGUAUUUCGCGUUUGCGAUGUCGAGGUAUUACCGAAGAGUGGAACCAAAUCCGAAAAAAUACGCGCAGUGGCACAUCCAGUGGCAUAUAUCGUUUCCGCUGUGGACGUCGGUACUGCUUGUUACUACUUCGGAGGUCGUGUGUUUCUACUUGUAUGUAAUUGCAGAAAUAUACUAAAUUGCCACUGUGUUUCCCCUGUUCUGUCAUGCGUGAUCUACUCGCUCACCAAACAAAAAUAAAACACACCAGCUCCUUGGUUGGAACCAGCAGCGGCUCCCGGACCCAGAAAUUCCGUGGUACCCGCAUCCGCUCUACUCGUACUGGAUUCCAAUGCUGACGUGUUUGUUCCUGGUGUGGAAAACGAGGUCAACGGCGGUGGGAGAAAAGAUUGAAAACACGAUCGAGAUUGGAAAAGGAAAAAGUAAUACGAACAAAAACAAUACCUUAUGCUCGGCUGCAGAUAACGACAUCACGCCAAGAACAUGCUCCGUCAAAAGCAGCGACAGCACCACCUGCUCCACCUGCACUGAGGUGGAUGACGAAGAGGGGAAGAAGAAAUAAGAGAAACACCUCCAGUACCUCCUGCAAUCCACACGUACGGUUUCUCCAACGACAUUUGAAGAAGACGAGCAAGAAAGACACAGCUGAAUCAUAAUUGUGACUCUGAAAACGACCACCCGGGCUGCAACAAAAUGCGAGUACAGAGCAACUUUCAGAGUUUCCGACCAUCUUCACAUCGUAGCAAAUUGCUAUGCAGAAAUUCAAAUUUUCCUCCUGAUCUCCCAGUGAGAGCCGAACAUGAAAAAACAACUCGUGCUGGAGGUCACCAGCCUAGUCAUAUACACUCACUGCAAAAGACCAAAGCUGCGCACAGUCUCAGCCUACUUCAUCUUCGCGUGGAACUUCAUUGUUGCAUUCAGUUAUUUUAGUCAGACGCAUUUUUUUUUUUGGCAUUAGCAUCAACGCGCAUGGUAGAUGCCACUCCGUAGUAAAGAGAAAAACAGCACCAGAGCGCAAAUCAAGUUGCACAAAUUUUUCAAUAAAGGACAUCAAGAUGAAAAAACGGCUUAAGAAGAUGUUGGAGCAAGGUACUGGGGCGCGGCUUAAUUAGUGCUUUUCACUAGUGUGAGGAGCGGGGGCGUUGGGUCUCCGGGAGUGAUCAUCUCGACCUUUCGGAGGCCCAAAUAAUCUCUGCUCUGGGUGUGCCCUUAACCCUAGUUUAUGCCCCCCCCUUGAAUGCAUUUUUUUGAGGCCCAAAAAUCGCGAAAGCAUUUGCACACUUUGCACAAAUUUUUCAAUAAAGGACAUCAAGAUGAAAAAAGGACUUCGAAAAUUGCGAGGUCUUCCUGUUUGACUAGCCACAUAAAUGGAAAUGUGUCGGAAGACAAUCAACAACGCAAGAAACGCGGGCGAUUUGAACACUGGUCAUCUUUGAGUGAAGUGUAAAUAGGCCCUGUUUGAAGGCGUUUCUAGUUGCAAUCAA